This is a messenger RNA of Ilyonectria robusta, 1746 nucleotides long. RefSeq names its product kinase-like domain-containing protein. The coding region runs from base 144 to 1400 and encodes 418 amino acids. Gene Ontology annotation, biological process: intracellular signal transduction; protein phosphorylation. The transcript is spliced from 5 exons. Gene Ontology annotation, molecular function: ATP binding; MAP kinase activity. Gene Ontology annotation, cellular component: cytoplasm; nucleus. The record is from RefSeq and is a predicted model, not a curated record. NCBI's taxonomy places the organism in Eukaryota, Fungi, Ascomycota, Sordariomycetes, Hypocreales, Nectriaceae.
GGUGCGCUCGUCCCUCGACCGCCGCUGCAACUCUCCUUUGCUUUCGCCUUCCAUUUGCAUCGCGACCUGCCCCGCUACACGGCCGAACCCGCCCGCUCUCCCCCGUACCUCCGUACCUCCGCACCGAUUCGCAACCACCCACCAUGGGCGACCUCCAGGGAAGGAAGGUCUUCAAGGUCUUCAACCAGGACUUCAUCGUCGACGAGCGAUAUACCGUCACCAAGGAGUUGGGCCAGGGCGCCUACGGCAUUGUCUGCGCUGCCGUCAACAACCAGUCCACCGAAGGUGUCGCUAUCAAGAAGGUCACCAAUGUCUUCAGCAAGAAGAUUCUCGCCAAGCGCGCUCUGCGCGAAAUUAAGCUGUUGCAGCACUUCCGCGGCCAUCGCAACAUCACCUGCCUGUACGACAUGGAUAUCCCGCGACCCGACAACUUCAACGAGACCUACCUGUAUGAGGAGCUGAUGGAGUGCGAUUUGGCUGCCAUCAUCCGUUCCGGCCAACCCCUCACCGAUGCUCACUUCCAGUCUUUCAUCUACCAGAUCCUCUGCGGUCUCAAGUACAUUCACUCAGCCAACGUCCUGCACAGAGAUCUCAAGCCCGGAAACCUGCUCGUUAACGCCGACUGCGAGCUGAAGAUUUGCGAUUUCGGUCUGGCCCGAGGCUUCUCAGUCGACCCCGAGGAGAACGCCGGAUACAUGACCGAGUACGUCGCUACUCGAUGGUACCGAGCGCCCGAGAUCAUGCUGAGCUUCCAGAGCUACACCAAAGCUAUUGAUGUGUGGUCCGUUGGCUGCAUUCUGGCCGAGCUUCUGGGAGGACGACCCUUCUUCAAGGGCCGCGAUUAUGUGGACCAGCUUAACCAGAUUCUUCACAUUCUCGGAACCCCCAACGAGGAGACUCUCCGCCGCAUCGGCUCUCCCCGUGCCCAGGAGUAUGUUCGCAACCUGCCCUUCAUGCCCAAGAAGCCGUUCCCCAGCCUGUUCCCCAACGCCAACCCUGAUGCCCUCGACCUCCUCGACAAGAUGCUCGCCUUCGACCCCUCGUCCCGUAUCAGUGUCGAGCAAGCCCUUGAGCACCCCUACCUCCAGAUUUGGCACGAUGCUUCGGACGAGCCCGACUGCCCGACCACUUUCAACUUCGACUUCGAGGUCGUCGACGAUGUUGGUGAGAUGCGCAACAUGAUUCUUGCCGAGGUGGAUCGAUUCCGACAGAUGGUCCGUACCGCUCCCGGCGCCGGUGGUGCUGCUGGCGCUCCUGUUCCUGGCGGCCCUGGCCAGGUCCCUCUGCCCCAGGGUGGCAACCAGUGGACUGUUGAGGACCCCCGACCACAGGAGUAUGUCGGUUACUCCAACGGUCUGGAGCAAGAUCUCCAGACCGGUCUCGAUGCUGGAAGGAGGUAGAAGGUCAUGCGAUGAGAGCCAAGCAUUUGGAUGACGAAAGGUCUUCAGUUCUAGAGAAGGGACAGUGAAGGGAUACACGGGAGUGUGGUCGUUAGGCAGACGACAACCAAAGUUGGGUAAUUUCAGUUUCGCAUGCAAGAAACAGAACCAAGUCACACCAGGACAGUCGAGGUGCUGCGCCCGGGUGAUCCCCGAUGAAGAAGAGGAAGAGAUUGCGUGGCAGCUUGGAUACCAGAGGAGGCGGCCCAAGGGGCAAACAAAAGGCUUCUUGCGGGACGAGGACUACACUUCCCCGCCCCUUUUUCCCACGGAAUACGAGAUGAAUACUAUUUCUUGAGUUUUAUUU